GCGCUGAUUGGCUGCUGGCCGAUGACUUUGCUCCAUCCAGCAGGCCGACUGUCUCAGAGCCGGCCGAGUGCUCAGUCAGCGCUCCUCCCGGUGAUCCCCACUACCUGCCGCUCCUCCUCACGCAUGCAUACACAAACACACAUGUACUCAUGAGUGCGCGCUGCGUCUGUGCGCACCACCGGCUGCUGCUGCUGCAACCUGCCGACUUCACCUGAAACGAGCAAAACGGGGGAACCAGAACCACUAAACAAUGCGUGCAUAUUGCAUUAUGCGACAUCGCAGGUUACUACUUCCACGCUCUUUUAGGAGGUAACGGGGGAGGUGUAAGCUUGCGUGCCAUCACCAUGGAUUGCCUUUUUCUUCUGAUAUGGACUUUACCCAUCCCGCUGGUCGGCUGCACCUCACCCAAGCUCCUGUCCACCCUCUUAUCCUGGAAUAUUAUCAAGACGCUGCACAUUUACUACUCGCACACCUCCCACACCGCAUCGGCCAGCUAUUCUUCAAGCGACGGAUUAAAUCACGACUAUGUGUUUGUAGUCCCGGUGGAGGUGGACUCCGAGGGAGGAUACCUGACGCACGACAUGACCAGGCAAAGUCAUCGCAGCAGGAGGUCCCUGUCUUCUUCUCUUCACUACCGGCUCUCAGCCUUUGGGCAGGACAUGCACCUGGAACUGCAGCCGUCCUCUGUGAUUGGCCCAGGUUUCACCGUGCAGACACUUGGCCCGGAUGGCAUCGCCACGGUGAUGGAUGAUUCAGGGUUUCACAACUGCCUGUAUCAGGGAUUUAUCCGUAACCUGACAACCUCCUCAGCAGCCAUAUCGACAUGCUCUGGACUCUCAGGUUUGAUCCGUGUGUCCCAGGAGGAGUAUUUGAUUGCCCCGAUACCCCAACAUCUGGCUGAACAACACAACUACAGCGCCCCUGAUGGUCACCACCCGCAUGUAGUUUACAAGCGCUCAGUGGAGCACAUUGUCCACAAAAGAUCUAUCAGCCCAUCAAGCACCAGGUCUUCCCAUCCUGACAACCCAUACCAUCAUCAUCAGCAGCAGCAUCAUCACCAUGACUACCAGCAUGGAAAGCUCCAGAGGCAACACUUCUGCGGACGCCGCAAGCAAUACGCUCCCAAGCCUCCCGCUGAGGACCCUUUCAUCAUGCCUGACGAGUUUGCGAUACCUGAGGCGGAAGGGCCAGGAAGGGCAAAGAGAUCGCCCAUUAAUACCAACAGGGUGGGGGGCCUGAAUGUGGAGACCCUGGUGGUGGCAGACAGGAAGAUGCUAGAGAAACACGGCAGAGACAACGUCACCACCUAUGUCCUCACUGUCAUGAAUAUGGUUUCCAGUCUUUUCAAAGAUGGCACCAUUGGGACAGACAUCAACAUUGUGGUGGUUAGCUUGUUACUACUGGAACAGGACCCACUGGGGUUGACCAUAAAUCAUCAUGCUGACCAGUCCCUCAACAGUUUCUGUCAAUGGCAAUCAGGUCUGGUAGGAAAAGGUGGUAAAAGGCAUGACCAUGCUGUUCUCCUCACUGGACUCGACAUCUGUUCCUGGAAGAACGAGCCCUGCGACACCCUGGGUUUUGCUCCCAUCAGUGGAAUGUGCAGCAAGUACAGGAGUUGUACCAUCAAUGAGGAUACAGGACUGGGCCUGGCUUUCACCAUCGCUCACGAGUCUGGACACAAUUUUGGGAUGAUCCAUGAUGGUGAAGGGAACCCUUGUCGCAAGACAGAAGGCAACAUUAUGUCUCCCACUCUGGCUGGAAACAAUGGGGUCUUCUUCUGGUCCACCUGCAGUCGACAGUACCUCAGCCGCUUCCUUGGAACAGCACAGGCAUCUUGUCUUGUGGACGAACCUAAGCAGAUCGGUCAGUACAAGUAUCCUGAACAGCUUCCUGGCCAGCUAUAUGAUGCAGACACGCAGUGCAAGUGGCAGUUUGGCUCCAAGGCCAAACUGUGUGGCCUUGAUUUUGUCAAGGACAUCUGCAAGUCGCUGUGGUGUCACCGCACAGGGCAUCGGUGUGAGACCAAGUUCAUGCCUGCUGCAGAAGGCACCAGCUGUGGUCCUGACAUGUGGUGUCGCAGGGGACAGUGUGUUAAAUAUGGGGAGCAUGGUCCCAGAGCAGUCCAUGGUCAAUGGUCAGCUUGGUCUCAGUGGUCUGACUGCUCCAGAACCUGUGGAGGAGGAGUCAUGUACAGGGAGCGUUCCUGCACCAGCCCAAGGCCACAGAACAAUGGUAAAUUUUGCCCAGGUUCCAGUCGUCUCAACCAGCUGUGUAACACUCGGCCAUGUCCUUAUAACGCUGUGGACUUCCGGGCCCAGCAGUGUGCGGAGUACAACAGCAAGCCUUUCAGGGGCUGGUACUACAAGUGGAAGCCCUACACCAAAGUGGAUGAUGAAGACAUCUGUAAGCUGUACUGCAUUGCAGAAGACUUUGACUUCUUUUUCGCCAUGUCCAGCAAAGUCAAAGAUGGAACAGCCUGCUCUGACCACAAAGGAGAUGUCUGCAUUGAUGGAGUGUGUGAGGCAGUAGGAUGUGACCAGAUUUUGGGCUCCAAGGCCUCUCUGGAUGCCUGCGGGGUUUGUAAGGGAGACAACAACACUUGCAAGUUCUUCAAGGGCCAAUACACCCUUCAACACAGGGCUAAUGAGUAUUACUCCAUGGUAAUAGUUCCAGCUGGGGCACGAAGCAUUCGUGUUCAGGAAAUGGAGGUCUCCACCAGCUACCUGGCAGUCCGCUCCUUGAAAAGGAAGUACUAUCUGACCGGGGACUGGACUGUGGACUGGCCGGGGAAGUUCCACUUUGGUGGAACCAUAUUCGACUACCAGCGCUCUUUCAACAAGCCAGAGAGCCUGUAUGCUGCUGGACCUACUAAUGAGACACUGGUGUUUGAAAUCCUUCUGCAGGGAAAGAACCCGGGUGUGGUUUGGGAGUACACCCUGCCCCGAACUGAGAGGAAACCUGACUACAGCUGGGGUGUGGUGCGCUCUGACUGCUCAGCUCCCUGUGCCGGAGGUCGUAUCUCCACCAAGGCUAUCUGUCUGCAGGACCAGAAGGUUCAGGUCAACUCCACCAUGUGUAAUCCCCACACCAGACCAACGCUGGGCUCCCAUCUUUGCAACACACAGCCCUGCCCUGCAUACUGGGCUACAGGGGACUGGGGUCCAUGCAGUCGCUCGUGUGGGGGAGGUCAGCAGACCAGGACACUACGCUGCCUGAGGAAGGUGACUUAUCAGAGGGAAGAGGUGGUGGCGCACUCCCUCUGCCCUGUCAUCUCACCGGCCCAGGUCCAACCCUGCCACACCCAGGCCUGCCUGCCCGAAUGGAGCACUGGAUCCUGGUCACAGUGUUCCAAGACCUGUGGCCGUGGGCUGAGGAAGCGGAGCGUGUUUUGCCGCAGUACUGAUCCUGGAGCCAAAGCAGUGGUGGUGCCGGACAGCAUGUGCAGACAGCACCACAAACCCAAAGCCCAAGAGACCUGCGUCCUGCGGCGCUGCCCCAAGAAUGAAAGGCUGCAGUGGAACCCUACUCCCUGGGGAGAGUGCUCCAAAUCUUGUGGCUCAGGCAUCCAGAAAAGAGAGCUUCGCUGCGGGGAGAGAGAUUCACAGGGAGGGUAUGUGGAGUUCCCCAUAAGGAGGUGCAGGAAUAUGGCCAAACCUUUGGUGGAUCUCCAGCAGGGCUGCAACCGAGGUCCAUGCCCAGAAAUCCCCCAGGUUGUCUCUGGCAGAAGCACUUCUACUGCUGUGGUCUUAGACUGGUACUCCUCUCCCUGGCAACAGUGCUCUGUGUCUUGUGGCGGAGGAGUCCAGACUCGGUCCAUCCAAUGUCUCCGCCAAGGUCGCCCCACAGCUGGCUGCCUGUCCCACCAGAGGCCUGUCACUUCUAGGGCUUGCAACACACACUUCUGCCCUGCCGCUCCCCCUGCUCCGGCACAACGCCCAGGCCGGGUCACAGCUGUUGGACCGACCCUGAAAGAUGACCACUGCGUGGACCAUUUUAGCUGGUGUCACUUGGUUCCCCAGCAUGGCGUUUGCAACCACAAGUUCUAUGGACAGCAGUGCUGCAAGUCCUGCUCCAACAAGAGGCCAUGAAGCUCUGAUACCUCUGAGUCUGUAGCUUCAGAUCUCUGAAGGAGACUUCACAGAGGCCAUUUGGGAGCGAUUACUCACAACACACACAGAACUAUGCUCACACUUGUGUGUUUUCUUCCUGGAGUACUUGACUAAUGAUUUUUUUAAAGAAGUAAAAGAGAGAAACUGUAGACUCUUUUUGUUAAAGAAAACAAUACGGCUGCAGAUGCUCAUCUACAAAAACUGACCAGAGAGCUGUCAUUAACUGAUCAAUGGAUCACAUUGGAACUGGAAAGACAAUGCAAAUAACAGAACACCUGAAGUCUACUUGAUGUGUAAUGUAUAUGUUGUCAUUUUGUUGUUUUCCUUUUGAAACCUCUAAAGCUACAAGCCAUCAAGAGAACAGCAAAGGACAAUAGCAUUUUUAGCUUGCUUAUAUGUAUUUUACAGGUGUAUGGUUUCGUAUUUAAGUUAUUUUGGUCCAUAAUAUAUGAUUUAACGUUUUGUAAGGUGUACAGUGGAUCUGUCUAUGUUGAUUAUGCGAGUCACCCUGUGAUCCACAUUAUGAGAUUUUAUAUGAGGCUAGUGAUCAAGGAUCAGAUGUCUUCCACACUUCUCCUUCACACACUCUCCGCUUGUUAUUUUUACUGAAGGUGCAUCAUACCAGGACACAUUUUUCAUAUGCAUUCCAUUCAUGUUAAACGCAAUGAAAACCUGUGUACGUAAAACAUUUUAUUCAGUCACAUUGUAAGUGGUCGUUUUUAUCUGUCCUGUACGGUUAUGGUAAUACAACUUGAUCAUCUAUCUGACUUUCUUUUCUUUCCUACUCUCUCUUUCUAUCGAUUACAGACAAAAUUAGGGGGAUAAUGCACUGCAUGCUUUG
Larimichthys crocea (large yellow croaker) is the source of this 4950-nucleotide messenger RNA. RefSeq names its product ADAM metallopeptidase with thrombospondin type 1 motif, 18 (gene adamts18). Gene Ontology annotation, cellular component: extracellular matrix. The record is from RefSeq and is a predicted model, not a curated record. The transcript is spliced from 24 exons. Gene Ontology annotation, biological process: proteolysis; extracellular matrix organization. Bases 345 to 4088 code for a protein of 1247 amino acids. Lineage: Eukaryota; Metazoa; Chordata; Actinopteri; Sciaenidae. Gene Ontology annotation, molecular function: metalloendopeptidase activity.